Messenger RNA from Cutaneotrichosporon cavernicola, 570 nucleotides. RefSeq lists its product as uncharacterized. Gene Ontology annotation, cellular component: Slx1-Slx4 complex. The record is from RefSeq and is a predicted model, not a curated record. Gene Ontology annotation, molecular function: crossover junction DNA endonuclease activity; 5'-flap endonuclease activity. The coding region runs from base 1 to 570 and encodes 189 amino acids. Lineage: Eukaryota; Fungi; Basidiomycota; Tremellomycetes; Trichosporonales; Trichosporonaceae. The transcript is spliced from 5 exons. Gene Ontology annotation, biological process: double-strand break repair via homologous recombination.
AUGGUCCAGAUGCUCGUUUAUGGCAAGCUUACUGCACUUCAGUUUGAAUGGGCGUGGCAGAACCCAGACAGAUCUCGACAUCUGUGGGUCAACGUUUCGAAAGACACAGAAUGUCAAUACAUUUUCAAGAGGGAUGCGCGCCGCAACAGUGUAGAGCGGAAGGCAAUUGCUGCAGCUACUCUUGUUCGAGCUCCACCUUUCAUACACUUCCCACUCCAUAUCCGUUGCUUCUCAAAGGAAACGUUUGACAUCGCUUCCGCCGUGGUGCGCCUUCGUGACCCGGGUGUUAGACUAUCGGUCCUCUCGGACAAGACCAACCAUGGCCUCGUGAAACAAGUCACGCAGCUUGCGCCAGCAGAUCCGUCACUCGAGGUUACGUUGGAUUUGAAGGGGCUGCUGAACUCGGUGCUUCCAUCCGACGAGACUGGCAAAGCUUUCUUGGAUCUAAGCGAUACACGGUUCCGCACAAGCAAAGUUGUGCUUGGCAAGUGGUCGCUUAUCUUCGAGACGGAGGCCUCCUUGCACUGCCAUUUGUGCCAGCACCCCAUCUCUGACGAGGUACGCAGAUGA